Messenger RNA from Scomber japonicus (chub mackerel), 1203 nucleotides. RefSeq names its product P2X purinoceptor 5-like. Gene Ontology annotation, biological process: monoatomic cation transmembrane transport; response to ATP. The record is from RefSeq and is a predicted model, not a curated record. The transcript is spliced from 12 exons. Gene Ontology annotation, cellular component: plasma membrane; nuclear inner membrane. Gene Ontology annotation, molecular function: extracellularly ATP-gated monoatomic cation channel activity; purinergic nucleotide receptor activity. The coding region runs from base 1 to 1203 and encodes 400 amino acids. Lineage: Eukaryota; Metazoa; Chordata; Actinopteri; Scombriformes; Scombridae.
AUGGCUGGAAAGUGUAAAGGAUAUUUCUUCUCUUUAUUCGACUACAAAACGGAAAAAUACAUUGUCGCCAAAAAUAAGAGCGUUGGGGUUUUGUACAGACUUAUUCAGUUAAGUCUCCUCGGUUACCUUAUAGGGUGGGUUUUUAUAAGCAAGAAAGGCUACCAGGAGACAGAUGAGGCCAUCCAGAGUUCUGUCAUAACUAAACUGAAGGGCGUCUCAGUGACAAACACCACAGAAUCAGGUCUGCUAAUGUGGGGGCCUGAGGACUAUGGCAUCCCACCACAGGGUGAAGAUGUUCUUUUUGUUGUAACCAAUUUCUUAGAGACGCCCAAUCAGAAGCUAGGAUACUGUCCGGAGAGUCCCAGCGUGCUGGAUGGACACUGUCUAGAGGAUGAGAAGUGUGAAGAAGGGAAGAUAGUGGCAGCUGGUAACGGAGUCAUGAGUGGUCGAUGCUUAAGAAAGGAUGAAAACACCACUGGUACCUGUGAAAUCUUCGCCUGGUGUCCCAUUGAAAGAAAAUUCAAACCACAAGGGGCCCUGCUGGCAAAUGCUGAAAACUUCACCAUCUACAUAAAGAAUUCCAUACAAUUUCCUAAAUUUAAAUUUUCAAAGUCCAACGUUUUGGAAACAACUGAUGAAUCCUAUUUGAAGAAAUGCCAAUACAAUGAAGAGCUGAACCCCUAUUGCCCCAUCUUUCGCCUGGGAGACAUCACUAGUCGAGCAGGACACAACUUCCAGGACAUGGCUACAUUUGGUGGCUCCAUUGGCAUAAUGAUACAGUGGGAUUGUGACAUUGACAAAGGCUACUCAAGUUGUCAUCCGCAGUACCACUUUACUCGCAUGGACAUCACCAACAAGACCAUCACAGUGGGAUUCAAUUUUAGGCACACUCGGUAUUAUAAAAAUGCUGCUGGUGAGACCUAUAGAUCUUUAUUCAAAGUCUACGGUGUCCAAUUCAGCAUCAUGGUCCAUGGAAAGGCUGGGAAGUUCAACAUCAUCCCCACAGCCAUCAAUAUAGGUUCAGGACUGGCUUUGAUGGGCGCUGGAGCUUUCCUCUGUGACAUCCUUCUCUACCUAAUGAAGAAGGGCACCUCUUAUCGAGAGAGGAAGUUUGAAGGAUCCAGAAAUAUGAAGUCUACAUCCAAUGAAAACAGUGUGGAAGACAAAAAGGACGCAGAGGAGUUGGAUGAUCUCACAUCUUAG